GGCUUUAUUUGCUCCAUAUGGUCUUUGACAUGGUACCCGGGAAGAAGGGAGGAAAGAAAGAAAAAAAAGGAAAACCGUGUGUGGGCGGAGGAAAAACCUAGUAUUUUGUCCGUCCUGAAAUUUGAUUCAGAAGUUCAGGAUCCUGGAAGACAAAAAGCAAACCGAGGGGGAGGGAAGGACGGAGGAAUAAAUCCACACUCUGCAAUCUCCGACUCAAGUUUGACGCUGUCCUGGUUUUCGUCUGGACCUCAGCUCGCUCCUCUCAGCCUGCGUGACUAUGAGCACCUCGGGGCUUCAGGCCACUGACAGGCAGAACGUGAAGGAGCUCGACACCGUGAAGGAGUCCAUCAGUGACAUCAUCAACCAGCUGCAGGACAUCGACCCCGCCAGGCUCUCCUUCUCGCCCUUCCUGGACCUGGACACCCAGAUCUCCCUGGCGCCGGUGUCGGACAGCCCGGAGUCGUCCGUGGAGGAGCUCCGCUCGGCCUCCCAUUCGGCCUCCGGCUCCCAGCGCUCUCUGGACCCGCCGUCAGCGGCAACGGCGCAGCCGAGGAGCUCUGCUCGGUGCCACCAGCAGCCCAGCGCCACCCCUGCACCACACAGCGGAGCAAAUCAGACAGAGCAGCAGCAGCAGGAGGAGCCGGAUCAAACUUUUUCCAGCCCCAUCAUCAUUUCGCACAGUUUGGACACUGCCACGGAAAACUGCAUGCGCCCCCCUCCACCGGCCUCUCAGGGCGACAUUCCCAACGGCACAAACACGCCGAGAUGGAGCCCAGAAUCCACCACUGUGGAGAGCCCGGCGGACGAGAGCCGACCCCUGAUAGGACCGCCGCAGGAGACCGUGGAGCUGGCCGUAUGGAGCGCAGAGGGGCUCGGCGAGACUGAUGGGGCUGCAGGGGAGGCGUCGGAUCAGGGGAGGUGCUGCUGCCGGUGUAAAUGCAGCCAGAGCGGCCGUCUCCCCGCCAUCCUCUCCGUUCUGGCCUCGCUUCUGUGUGCAGCCGGGAUGCUCUAUGCACUCUAUUUCUAUGUCCCUAUAAGGCCCCCCGACUGCCCGGGCGUAAGCUGCCGCAUCAUUUUCACCUUCUGCUGCUGCGCGGUGGCAGCGCUCCCCAUGGUGCUCGCCAUGCUGGUUGGUGCGGUGUGCCAGUUGUGCUCCGGGUCCCUGCGUCUGCAGGAGCCGACGGAUCGAAGACACGCCGUGCAGCAGCUGUUUGUCUCAUCGUCCCUGGAGCAGCUCCUGCUCUACGUGCUCAACCUGGUGGUGAUGGCCGCCCUGCUGCCGCAGGAGCAGCUGAAGCUGGUGCCCAUACUGGUGGUCAUGUUCAUCAUUGGCAGGCUUGUUUUCUGGUUCAGCCUGAACACGUGCGGCUCCUGGAGAGGCUUCGGUUCUGGUCUGACCUCCUUCCCGCUCCUCGCCGUGGUCGCUCUCAAUCUGUUCCUCAUGUACAAUCUCAAUCUCAAACAGCCCCUUUUUGGCCCUCAGGACGCCCUGUAUAAUCAGGUCACCCCGUCCUCCUGGUCGGGGGAGACAUCGCAGAGCCCGAGCGGCAAACCAGACGUCCUGCCCACAGACAUCCUGGACGCUCAGUGAGAGGGAGAGCUGCGCUUUCUUCUCCGAGAGGAGGCCAUCCUCCCAGAAAUAGGCCAUUCCUGUGGUCUGCUGCUCAGCAGAGCUACACCCGCCGCCGCUGUAACCUCCAACUAUGUGACGGCUUUUACUUGUUGCUCCUCCUGUGUACAGCCCUUUUUCAUGUGGUUUUGUGCUUUAUUAUCUGAAAUGCAAGCGCUCUGCCUGGCUGUGGCCGAGGAUGCCUUUGAACAAUGCUGUACACAUGAAACAUUUGUCUUUUUAAGCUGUUCCAAUGCCUAUAUUUAAGUAGAAGCUCUGCCCUGUACGCGGCUGGAUUUGUUUCACCGCAACGCAGCUGCAGUUGUCAGAUUUGACUAGCUUGACUUUACAGAGGGUUUGUACAGGACAGAGUCGGAAUAAAAACCAUUUGUAAGAAAUAAAAUA
Molecule: messenger RNA, 2014 nt
Organism: Gambusia affinis (western mosquitofish)
Lineage: Eukaryota; Metazoa; Chordata; Actinopteri; Cyprinodontiformes; Poeciliidae
Product: transmembrane protein 79-like
Exons: 5
Coding region: 278-1591 (437 amino acids)
Biological process (GO): regulated exocytosis
Cellular component (GO): lysosomal membrane; trans-Golgi network membrane
Source: RefSeq, a predicted model, not a curated record